This is a messenger RNA of Drosophila virilis, 2186 nucleotides long. RefSeq names its product Regulator of cullins 2 (gene Roc2). The record is from RefSeq and is a predicted model, not a curated record. Gene Ontology annotation, molecular function: cullin family protein binding; zinc ion binding; ubiquitin protein ligase activity. NCBI's taxonomy places the organism in Eukaryota, Metazoa, Arthropoda, Insecta, Diptera, Drosophilidae. Gene Ontology annotation, biological process: anaphase-promoting complex-dependent catabolic process; protein ubiquitination. Gene Ontology annotation, cellular component: nucleus; Cul5-RING ubiquitin ligase complex; anaphase-promoting complex.
AGUCACCAGUCAGCUGUUGCUUGCAGAGGCAGAAGAAGCAGAUCGGCAUUCACAUUUCUCACUUAAAACAACUUAAACAAUAUUUAAUUAAAAUUGUGCACAAAACAUGGCCGAUGAUGCCGAAAACUCCGUGGACAACAGGCCAACGGACGACAACAAGCCGGAGAAAAUGUUCACGCUGAAAAAAUGGAACGCCGUUGCCAUGUGGAGCUGGGACGUCGAGUGCGACAUCUGCGCCAUUUGCCGCGUCCAAGUCAUGGCCAAAAAACAAUGCAACCGCAUUUGGUUCCCUGCAAUUUGCAUUGACAAUCAAAUCUAACGGGGCUUCUAACAACAAAUGCAUAAUACACAGAUUCAAGAUUGAUCAGCAGCUUAUAUUCCCACCCGCAUCUGGCUUGCAGCUUUGUGCUCUAGACGCAAACGUUAGCCAACUCGACAAUAUUGAGAUAUCCAUCCUCUACAAAAGAAACCCAACAACAGCUUGAUAUCUGCAUAUCCAGUUAUGUUUGUUAUAUAUAAAAAAUAAUAUUCUGCUGGGUAAACGAACUCGUCAGAGGAACAAGCAUAUCCCUGACUUUUCUAUGGAUAUUGUAUUGCCUUGGGCGAAAAUCAUAAUAUCACGUCCCUAACUUGGAAUCGACCUAAUCAAGUUUUCAACUAGAUCCAUGUUAAUCACUUUCCAAGCCAAUUCCAAUUGUUCGUCUGCGGUUUUUCGUUUCUUGAAAUUCUUAAGCUAAAAUGGAUUAGGCAUGGAAAGGUAUAGAAGAUUUAAUAUCCUUACAGACAUCCAUUAGAUUAGUUUUCUAGCUUCUAUAUAAACUGGAUGUCAUUAUAGUCGCAUGACGAUUUUGAGUCCCUAAUAACUGAGUUUUCUUGGAAAAUGACAAACUGAUUUACAGUUUCUGAUAUUUGCCAAUUUCAUUUGAUGUUUAUCUAAAGAAAAUCGUAUUUUCUUAUUGAAAAUUUGCUAUUAUUAUAUUAUACACUUUCAACAUUGAGAAAACAUUAGAAAAAGGCAACGGCGCAUAAACAAUAUUAGAACUUAGUUGGAACGGCUGUUGAUAUAUUAUUCUAUUAGUAGGGAUAUAUUUUUAUAGAUGCUUUAAUGUAUUUUACAAGACCAGCAUUUGAACAUCUUAUUUCUAUAGCCUCCUCCGACCCCAAACAAAAAUUACCUAUAUCAUAAGUUCAUCUGUUUUUUUCUAUACAAAUUCAUUUCCAUUUAAUUGUAAAAUAUCUAAGCCUUGGUAUUUACCAAGUUAACCAGGCUCUUAAUACAUUACCAUAAUCUAAUCAACAUCAAAAUCGAAAGCUACUAAAUCGUAUUAUUUUAGCUCGUAAAUUUAUCUUAUGUCUGGGUUACUUUUGUUUUAUUUCUUCUUUCGAGAUAUCUUUAUCAAAAUUCGCAAUUAAUGUGCUUCACUUUUCUACUUAUCUGUGUAAAUGAGGGUAUUUAAGUUUCGGCGUGGCUGUUUAACUGAGUUUCAGGAGAAAGAUUUCUUGAGAAAGAUUUUCGAUCCGCUUGAGUUUGACAUACUUUUCUAUAUAGAUUGUCUUCAGUCAAAUGUUUGUAAAGAUUGCUUUUGGCUUGCAUUUAUUAAAACAAAAUAAGAAAACACAUUUUGUGAAACAGAGUCGAAUCUUUAAUUUAUUAUUGCUUAUAAUAUGCCUCUGGGCAGGGAAUGCCUCCCGCAGGGUUUUUUUUUUUUUUGUUUUAAAACAUUCGCUUAUACAAUUUAUUUUCGAUUAGAAGCGAAAUAAAUUGACUUUUUCACUGCGAUUAUUUAAAUAUUUUCCGAGCACAUUAUUAUCAGGUGCAUUCAUCCAAUAAAUGCAACGCCAUUUUCAGAUUUCGUGGCUUUGCCCGCCAGAUCCGAACUGUGCACGACUAUCUCUGACUUUGUAUACGUCGAAUAUUCUAUAAAUAUGGAAAAUAAUCAAUUGUAAUCGUGGCUGAUAUUUUCGCAUGCACCGCAUGUGCAGCUGCCAUGUGUGCCAUAUGUGCUCGCAUGUGUGUAGGUGCAUAUUUGGUGCACUCUAGAAUGGGCUGGGCUGCGAUAUAUAUGUCUCUCUCUAUAUAUAUAAAAUAAAAUAUAAUGCUCACGUAUUUGCAACGACAUUGUGCAACUGUAAAUUGCAUUUCGAAGGUCGCAUGCAAAUAUGUGUGUUUCAUAUUGCAUUCAAAA